Molecule: messenger RNA, 606 nt
Organism: Prunus avium (sweet cherry)
Lineage: Eukaryota; Viridiplantae; Streptophyta; Magnoliopsida; Rosales; Rosaceae
Source: RefSeq, a predicted model, not a curated record
AUGGGAGAUUGCGAACAAGUAACUGGAAAAGGGAAAGCCAAGAAAGAUUAUAGUGCUUGGAGUGUGGAAGAGAGCAAAAUGUUGUUGCAGCUCAUGGUUGAUGCUGCAUCUCGUGGAUGGCGUGAUGCCAAUGGCGUGCUAAGCAAGCUUAUGCGUCAUAACUCUGGGUUUGGGUGGGACUCAACCACAAAGAAAUUCACUGCUCCUGAAGAAAUUUGGGAAGACUACUUUAAGUCCCAUCCAACCCACAGGCAUAUUCAAACAAAAACUUGUGAGGACUAUGAGGAUUUGCAAAUUGUUAUUGGGAAUGCAACUGCAGUUGGAAAAAACUCAUUAGGAUUGGGUGAUGGUACUGAUGCAAGAACUUUUGGGGUGGAAGAUAGACAAGUUGGAAUAGAAGACUUUGUUUAUGAUAAUGACACUCAGGCCUUUGUACCAAAUCAUAAUGAAGCAUCACACCAAGAUCCACCACUCGGACAUUCUUCUUCAUCCUUACCUUUUCAGGCCAAUAUUUGGACAGGUCCCUCAGAAAGCUCAAGCCAGAGGAAACGAACUAGACCAGAGCAUGAAGGGAAUGGUAGCCAAUAUGAGACAUGGAGUCCAUAG